AUGCUGCACUUCCUCCUCACCUUGCUCAUACAGCCCACGUUCUCCUAUCUGAUCACACUUGCGGAUCGGCAGGCUAUCCUUUCACCCGUCCAAACAACGCUUGCAGCCUUUCCGACCCUGCCCACUGGACUGGACCUCCUGCAGACGUCCACCGAGGAGAUAGGCACAUUCUUGAAAAAUGGCAGUCUCUCCUCGGUCGAUCUGGUCAAAGCUUAUCUGUUCAAUAUCGAGAAGAACAACCACCAAGGCCUGAACCUUCGCGCCGUUAUUCAGGCUGCUCCAUUAAGGGGAGAUGUCAUCAACAUCGCCGCUCGCUUGGAUGAAGAGCGCCAGGCGGGGACAGUAAGGAGUCCACUCCACGGUAUUCCCAUUUUGGUCAAGGACAAUAUAGCUACCGAGCCGGAGUUGGGCAUGAACACUUCUGCGGGGAAUUUUGCAUUCAAGGAGUCUGUGGUCAAGGAAGAUGCUGAGGUGAUCAGGAAGCUUCGCGAUGCCGGAGCCAUCAUCAUCGCCAAAACCAAUCUGAACGAGUUCGCCGGCUGGAAGGGCAUCCUCGAGUUCUGGGAUGAGGGGAUCCCAAAUGGCUGGUCCGCUGUCGGUGGGCAGACCUCGUCAGCAUACGUCGAAGGCGGAUUUGCAGCGGGUGGGGACCCGCUUGGGAGCUCGUCGGGCAGUGCGGUGGGGGUCAGCGCUGGCUUCGGGGCCGCCGCGCUGGGGACCGAUACCGGAGGCUCAGUGAUCUCGCCGGCUAGCCGAGCAGCUCUUUACGCUAUGAGACCAACAACAGGUCUCGUUUCCGUCACAGGGGUAGUCCCGAUAAGUAAGGACCUCGACACCGUUGGUCCGAUGGGCUUCACCACACGAGGUAUUGCGAUACUGCUAGACGCGCUGACAUUCUCGGACGGCAGACUCCCCCUUCUCGCUGCGAGCCCGGAAGUCGAGAAGACGCUCAAGGCUACUGCGGAGACCCUAGCGGAGAAAGCGGGCGCCGAGGUCAUCGACGUCAACAUGGACCUGAGCACGGGCGAUCUGGACGACAUUGACACGGCAAUUAUGACCAUCAUGGAGACUUCGGCCAGAGAGGAUAUGGAGGAGUACAUGGGGCGUCUCGAGAAAAGCCCUGUACGGACCUUGAGGGAACUAAUCGAGUGGAACGAGGCACAUGCAGAGCUUGAGCUGCCUCCCGGCACCUGCUGCCAGCAACGUUUGCUCGACUCACUUCUGUCUCCUGGACGGGACUCGACUAGAUAUGCCGAAGCCUGGGAGACGGUGCAGCGACUUGGCCGAGACAGGGGGCUGGGACACUUAUUCGACCGGCACAAUUUGGACGCUUUGGUCUUCAGCCCAGAUCUCGGGUUUGUGACGGCUAUGACAGCUGCGCUGGGAUAUGUAGAGGGUACGGCACCAAUGGGGUAUUGCGAAAAUGGCGCACCAUUCGGCAUCCUUUUCAUUACCAAACCAGGCGAGGAGAAGAAGCUGUUGGGUAUCCUUGCCGGGUACGAAGAGAUCAUGCCGAAGCGAAAGAUACCAGGACCGGUGGCGCGGGUGGCGAAGUAG
This is a messenger RNA of Dioszegia hungarica, 1557 nucleotides long. Its product is annotated as amidase signature domain-containing protein. Lineage: Eukaryota; Fungi; Basidiomycota; Tremellomycetes; Tremellales; Bulleribasidiaceae. The record is from RefSeq and is a predicted model, not a curated record. The coding region runs from base 1 to 1557 and encodes 518 amino acids. The transcript has 11 exons.